Molecule: messenger RNA, 685 nt
Organism: Panicum hallii
Lineage: Eukaryota; Viridiplantae; Streptophyta; Magnoliopsida; Poales; Poaceae
Exons: 3
Coding region: 42-533 (163 amino acids)
Source: RefSeq, a predicted model, not a curated record
CCGGAACACACUUCGCCGUGCGCGCGUUCGCUUCGUUGCCCAUGUACUCGCACACGCUCCGGGCGGCUAGCAGCACGGGACUCGGGUUCGCGCUCGGCCGUAUCGGCGGCAGGAGAGGCGGCGGCGGUGCCGCGGCGCCGGGGCUGGUGGUGCCCGCAGCAGGCGCAGCCCGCGGGAGGAGCGUCUCCGCGACGCCGGCGGCCGAGGCGCCCGUGCCGGGGGACCAGGGCGUCGCCAUGGAGCAGCCGAAGCAGCAGCAGCCGCAGGUGCCCCAGCAGGACGCCGGGGGCAAGAGCAAGCGCGACGACAUGCACAAGACCACCGGGGACGUGAUGACCCACUCGUUCGGGGAGGGGUACUCGACGCGCUCCGACGAGGAGGGGUUCGGCGGCGUGUACGGCAGGAACGACCCGGUGGAGCACCCAGGCACGGAGAUUCACCCCAGCCAUCCCGAGUACGACACGACGCAGGGGUCGGAGGUGAAGGAGAAGGAGAAGGCGCGCCACCUCAAGGACGAGAAGCACGCCACCUAGGCGGCGACCGACGCACGUCUCGGAGUCAGGCUCGUCGCCGUUUAGGUAGUUCCGAGUUCCCUUCGCUCUCGGGGGAGGCAUCGCGUGGUUCGCAGCUUUAGAAAUGCUAUUUUAUUUCAAGUUUGCUGAGAUGUGGUAAAAAUUCAGUAAUA